This is a messenger RNA of Stegostoma tigrinum, 5927 nucleotides long. It is a transcript of the gene rab28, whose product is annotated as RAB28, member RAS oncogene family. Lineage: Eukaryota; Metazoa; Chordata; Chondrichthyes; Orectolobiformes; Stegostomatidae. The coding region runs from base 1741 to 2406 and encodes 221 amino acids. Gene Ontology annotation, cellular component: endosome; Golgi apparatus. The record is from RefSeq and is a predicted model, not a curated record. The transcript is spliced from 7 exons. Gene Ontology annotation, molecular function: GTP binding; GTPase activity.
UCUCUCCGCACUGACACAUUGCGCUGUCCCGGCGUGAAAAUGGCUCCUGGCAACGGCGAGGCGGAGCGGUGAGGGAGACAAAUACCAUCAUAGAGAGAGAAAUCAUACAGGGAAGGACACAGACAACCUAAGGGCGUAGGGAGACCGACAGAAACAUCUACAUACAAUCGGGGGUGGUCAGAGAUAGAGAGGGACACAGGCAUAAACAUACAGUCGGGGGGAAGGGGUUAGAGACAGAGAGGGACACAGGCAUAAACAUACAGUCAGGGGGAAGGGGUUAGAGACAGAGACGGACACAGGCAUAGACAUACAGUCAGGGGGAAGGGGUUAGAGGUAGAGAGGGACACAGGCAUAGACAUACAGUCAGGGGGUCAGUGACAGUGAGGGACACAGGCAUAGACAUACAGUCAGGGGGAAAGGGUUAGAGAUAGAGAGGGACACAGAAAUAAACAUACAGUCAGGGAGAAGGAGUUAGAGAUAGAGAGGGAUACAGGCAUAAAAAUACAGUCAGGGGAAGGGGUUCGAGACAGAGAGGGACACAGGCAUAGACAUAUAGUCAGGGGGAAGGGGUUAGAGAUAGAGAGGGAUGUGGGCAUAGACAUACAGUCCAGGGGAAAGGGGUCAGUGACAGUGAGGGACACAGACAUAAACAUACAGUCAGGGAGAAGGAGUUAGAGAUAGAGAGGGAUACAGGCAUAAACGUACAGUCGGGGGAAGGAGUUAGAGACAGGGACACAAGCAUAAACGUACAGUCAGGGGGAAGGGAUUAGAGAUAGAGAGGGACACAGGCAUAAACAUACAAUCGGGGAAGGAAUUAGAGACAGUGAGGGACACAGGCAUAAACAUACAGUUCGGGGAACGAGUUAGAGACAGAGAGGGACACAAGCAUAAACGUACAGUCAGGGGGAAGGGAUUAGAGAUAGAGAGGGAUACAGGCAUAAACAUACAGUCGGGGAAGGGAUUAGAGACAGUGAGGGACACAGGCAUAAACAUACAGUCCGGGGAAGGAGUUAGAGACAGAGAGGGACAUAAGCAUAAACGUACAGUCAGGGGGAAAGGGUUAGAGAUAGAGACGGACACGGGCAUAAACAUACAGUCAGGGGGAAGGUGUUAGAGACAUUGAGGGACACAGACGUAUUCAUAAAAUCGGGGAUUGCGGGUCAGAGACAGGACAGACAGUCAGGAUAAGGCGUGUGAGAGCGGUUAGAGACAAAGAUAGAAAUACUCAUAGAAACAGAUCCUCGGACAGGGAAAUGUGGACGGGGUUCAGGGAGCGACACACAUAGAAACGGUGAGAGGGCCAGACACAGACAAAGUCUCAAACAGGUACAGAAACUUAGUGAGCGAAGGGGUGUCAGAGAGAGAGAGAUACGGCGAGGCUGAGCCGUGAGGGGGUCAGAGACAAAAAGACAGAGUAGGGUUUCAGUGAAAGAAAGACGUACUGUAGGCUGACACCAACACAGACAGAUAAGGAGAAAGAUCGUCGGAGAGAGAGACAGCGACAGCCAGCAGAGCGGAUUCAGGAUCAGAGAUAUAUGUAUAUAGAUGCCAACAGGGUCAGGGAGAAGGGUUCAGACGCACAGACUGCCACACAAAGAAAGAGAAUAGGGAGCGAUAGAUACACAGAAACGGGCAAACAAGGAGACUGUGACAGCGCAGAUAUAAAGUCAGACAGCCCAGGAGAGAACGGGGACAGGGAGCUCUAGAGCAGGAAAGACCGGGGCCUGGUCCGGUUGUGCCAUGUCCGACUCAGAGGAUGAAAUUCACGACCGGCAGCUAAAGAUCGUCAUCUUAGGGGACGGCGCAUCAGGAAAGACUUCCUUAGCAAUGCGUUUCGCCCAGGAAGCUUUUGGGAAACAGUACAAACAAACAAUUGGGUUGGAUUUUUUCCUGAAAAGAAUAUCUCUACCAGGUAAUUUAAAUGUUACACUGCAAGUCUGGGAUAUAGGUGGGCAAACCAUUGGAGGAAAGAUGUUGGACAAGUACAUUUAUGGAGCUCAGGGUAUCCUAUUGGUAUAUGACAUCACGAACUACCAGAGUUUUGAAAACCUUGAAGACUGGUAUGCCGUAGUGAAGAAAGUAAAUGAGGAAUCUGAGCAACAGCCUGUAGUUGCAUUAAUUGGAAAUAAAAUCGACUUGGAGCAUAUGCGAACUGUGAAGGCAGACAAGCAUCAACGAUUUUGCCAGGAAAACAACAUCAGUGGUCAUUUUGUGUCUGCCAAAACUGGAGAUUCUGUAUUCCUGUGUUUUCAGAGGUUUGCAGCUGAUAUAAUUGGUAUCAAGCUAAAUAAAGCAGAGAUUGAGCAAUCACAGCGUGUAGUGAAGGCAGAUAUUGUGAAUUACAGCCAGGAGCCUAUGGUGAGAACUGUGAACCCUCCUAGAAGUUCAAUGUGUGCAGUUCAAUGAUCCCGUCACAUCCAUAUUAGUACAUUUGGCAAUCCUGCUUCGUUCACACAGGCCCAUUCUUUCUCAGGAACUUAGUUUUGACAGCAACCAUCUCGGUAACACAGUAAAAGACUUCACGGACUGACUGCAUUACCGUAUGCUGAGAAAUACAAGGCAGCCACUGUCCACUGCAGAGAUGCAAGAGUUUGGACCACACAUUUGAGCAUAAUUUUCAGAAUUGCGUUAUGAAAGGAUUUUCACCAUUUUGUUUAAAAUGAUGGUGUGACUGCAUCAGAUACAUUUUUUGUAAUUACCAAAAACCUAAUUUAUUCAGUAUUACAGUUUAUGUAUAUCGACAUUUACAGAAAAUGCUUUUAACUCCCAGGAAAUUUGCUUGAAAUAACAAGACAUACAGGUUUAAAAACCUAAAUAAAAUCCAUUUUUAUUAUAAUUUUUUAAAUAAGAAAUGUGAACUUUGUAGCAAAUUGCCAUGAAGAUGCGAAUACUACUUAAGAAAAAAACUCCUUGGGCAAACAAAGAGUCAAGCCUGUGAAAAUAAAUUUAGCCAUUGAGUGUAGCCCUCUAUACCUUUACACUUCCAUAGCAGCCAAUUGCAUAUUGAAUACCCUGAAUGAUUUUAUUCUUACUUACUUGCCUGGCUGAUUAUUCCAUGCAUUUAUCAAUCUUUUGGUACCACUUUUAUUCGAUUUCAGUCUGUUUUAGGUAAUUUAAUUUCAAAGUCUUUAUGGUAUAAUAUAGUAUUCUGGGUAGCAUUACUUAUACCAUUGAAUAUUUUACACACUUCUGUGAUGUUCUUCCUGAACCAUUUUUCCCCCCAGAGUUUUGCAUUAAAUUUUGUUUUGUAGAUCUUUCCCUUCUACUCCUGGAAGUCAGGCAUGCCAUUGACUUUUGCAUCCUGUCCUCUAUGAAUCUGUUUGUGGACCCGUCUGUCCAUCUGUGUAUAUUUUAUAAACACAUUUUGUGGCAUGAACAGAAUUAACUAUGAAGUAUGAUCUGAGACUGUACGUUAUAAAGCCCUCAGAUAAUUCCUGUAUCUGUGUACUCUGCUGUUGUGUCAAAUGACUUGGUAUUAUUUUAGCAUUUUAUUUGUAUGUUAUUUCAUCUUCAAAGAAAUAAGGACUAGUACCAUUGUAGAAUCUUUUGCAACAUAUGCAUUUAUAUAGCACUUUUGUCUAGUUUCAAUGCCAAAUGUUCGCUGUACGUCUGGCAUCCUGGUCUAACUUCAUGCCAGUGUGAGAACUUCUCAGGAGAGAACUGCCACUUGCUUGAAAUUCAUAUUGUUUGGAGUACAAUUUUGAACCCUAAGACAUUAGUGCGUAGAAGUUGUUAGCUCCGUGUUCGAAACAGUUGGAUUUUACUAACCAGUUUAGGAACAUGGUGCAAACAUAGAACAUUCGGCCCUCGAUGUUGUGCCGACCUGUCAUACCGAUCUCAAGCCCAUCUAACCUACACUAUUCCAUGUACGUCCAUAUGCUUAUCCAAUGACGACCUAAAGUUGGCGAAUCUACUACUGUUGCAGGCAAAGCGUUCCAUUCCCUUACUACUUAAAAAACACUUUCACUCAAUCAGUGUAUAUGUACUCCUUCAUAUUUCUCAUAUCAAAUGUCAUUCUGUCUACUCUUACUAUUGUUAACACUGGCACAUCACUACUCUGCCCUGCCACUGCUGGAAUUUAAAAGGCCCCACCAAAUGAGGCGUAAGAUCCUGAAACUUCAGGACCACUAAAUGGCAAUUUCCACUUAGAAGUUGCAAGGCCUCAGCCAUAAGCAGUCUUUUAUUUUUAAACCAGCUUCUUAUUCUAGUUUUACCAUAGCUCUAUUGUAGAUUUAGUCUAAUCCCUUUUCACUGGAAUUUGCAGAUAUUCUGAAAUCUCAAAUAAACAAGCACUACCAUUGGAAGAUCCACCAUCAGCUUUUUUUUCUGGAGCAUUCACCAGUAAAUCAAGGUGAUUUGUUAGGUGUUUCCUACUUUGAUUUUUUUUUUAUUUCUUUGGUUAGUGACGCUCCGGUACUGUCUCUUAGACUAAUUUCCAUACUUUUACAAUAUUAUUGAUAUUGGCACUUUCCUAAGACAGUACUGUCUAUACUUUGUUUUCUUUCCAACCUUUAUUGAUAAUGCAACUGAUUUGUAAGUGCUAGUAUAUAUUGGUCUUGUUCUUUAUGACUCCUUACACAUCUCUAUACCUCAUGGCUGUCAGCUUGAGAAUGCAGUAAAGUAAGACUAAAGACAUUUAACAAAUUUUUUUUUUACAAAUAUUUAAACAUAAAUGUAUAAUUUCAUAGUAAGUGAUAUUUGAAUCUUGCUAGGUACGUACAAAUAUUUUUGAUUUUAUGCAUAUUUUGUUUUAACUAUUUCAAUGCAAAUUCCAUCGCGUUCUAUUUGAUGUCUCAACAGCACAAAAGGACUCUUGGCAUUCACAUUCUGUACUAAUUUGUAAAUACUUUCUAAUGAACUUGUUCAGAGAUUUUAUUAUAUAGCUCUGGAGCACAUGAGACUUGAACCUGUGCUCUGUGGCCCGGAGGAGAACACUAACACUGUAUCCAUACGGUUAACUGUGCGGAGUUCGCACAUUCUCCCCGUGUCUGCGUGGGUUUCCUCCGGGUGCUCCAGUUUCCUCCCACAGUCCAAAGAUGUGCAGGCUAGGUGGAUUGGCCAUGCUAAAUUGCCCGUAGUGUUCGCGGGUUUGUGGGUUGUUGGGGGAUGGGUCCGGGUGGGAUGCUCCAAGGGGUGGUGUGGACUUGUUGGGUCGAAGGGCCUGUUUCCACACUGUAGGGAAUCUAAUCUAAUCUAAUCUAAUCUACUCUGAAAGCAGUCAAAUAUAUGUGAUUAUUGGUAGCCGUUUGAACCAUGUCCACUUGCAGAUUAGCAAAGUGCCAGCUGCCUGAAUAGUUGGAAGUUUUGUAGUGUCAAGUCCACACAAGUACAGUGUAUAUUACAUGGUUUCAAUGCAGCAUUUAGAAAUGUACAUAAUAUUUACAUCACUUUUAAUAAUAUUCCUCUCUAAUAUUCCAACCAUGAUACUAUAUGAGUUCAUCUUACUAAGGAUCAUUAAUUAAAUUGUAAAAUAAAUCAUCUAUGAUCUUUUGCAAACUUCACAAUUCCUGUUGUAAGAUAAAUGAUUCAUUGUCCCAAAAGUAGUUAACUAGAUGCCCAAUAUUUGCAAUAUCAAUGAAGACUCAGUAGUUCAAAAACAUUUUUGAUAUUUCAAUAUGAUUUUUUUUGUCAUGUAUUACAUAAAAAUAGAGUUGCAUUGCAAUUUUAUUACGGACUUUCCAAAUGUAUGUCAUUUCUCAAUGCACAAUAUAAAGGAUGUACAAAAUAAACUGUUUAAAAAUUGCUGAGCUGAUGUUGUAACAUUGAUGUAAUUGUUCUUGUGUUGUAAAUUUUAUUGGUAUACAAAUAUGUUAGAAGAAAAACAUUUUACAGCUUUGUUGGAAUGUAUAUCUACUUAUAAAAUGAAAUCAAUGAGAUUUACAGAAGUUGGCCUGAUUGAUUCAUUGAACACAAUUUAUGGUAAACAG